AUGCGCUGCUCCUGUUCUUGUUUCUACCAGAAAGGAGAGCUCCACCGUGCUUACGGCAACAACAAGCUGUGUCAGGAUCAGGUUUAUUUCAGCACCGGCGUGGUGAUCGGGGGCACCAACUCCUACUAUGCCCUCUCCGAGCUCAGGAUCUACGGCAGGCUCUACGACGUCAACUGGACGCUCUCCUUCUACUACCGCUCGGCGGAGGUGAAUGAUCUGAUGGUCUGCCUCUCGGACCAGUGCACGGAUACCCUCCUCACCGCCGAUAACCAGUGGAACAUGUUUGUAUCGAACUCUUACAGCAUCGGCAUUGGAGACAGGUUCCUUGCCUUCUCGGUGAUCCCACCCACCACGGCGGCCGGCUUCUCUUACCUGGAUCUCGAUGAGUUUCACAUUCCCAAAGCAACGGGAACAGGCAGAAGAAAUCCUUGCACGAUAUCUGCAAGUGAACGUCAUCUGGGCAAAACUCGGUCAAGAGCAGACAGGAACAGGGAAGAGAAGAAGGCCAGCCAGAGAGGAAGGGAAGCCCUCAAACAAGAGAAGGAAAGGAAAAAGGGAGGCUAG
Molecule: messenger RNA, 564 nt
Organism: Guillardia theta CCMP2712
Lineage: Eukaryota; Cryptophyceae; Pyrenomonadales; Geminigeraceae
Exons: 3
Coding region: 1-564 (187 amino acids)
Source: RefSeq, a predicted model, not a curated record